Messenger RNA from Adineta steineri, 1017 nucleotides. Lineage: Eukaryota; Metazoa; Rotifera; Eurotatoria; Adinetida; Adinetidae. The record is from the annotation of a GenBank genome assembly.
AUGGAUAUGUUUCGACUUCCAACUUCAACGAAUUCAUCGUCAAAUGAUAUGAUGGAUAAAGCUAAACGUGUAUGGGAUAUGCUUGAUGAAUUAGCAUCAAGUGAUCCAACAGCUUAUAAAAGUUAUAUUCAAAAAACUCUAAAAGAAGGAAAAGAAUUUAUGGCACCACCAACACCUACGUUAGCAGUUGAAUCUAAAUUAUAUAAUAAUUCUAAAAUCAAAAUUUUCUAUUUGAAUAUAUUUACUUGGACACGAUUACCAGUUCCAGAAGCAACUGAUGAAUCAAUAAAAUUUUAUCCUCUAAAACCAAUAGAAACAACUCAUAAUAAUAAAUGUUGUAUUAUUAUGAAUAUUGCUGUACAUCCAAAUAUAAUGAAAGAUAUUCCUCAUGGUCAGUUAAUUCAAUCAACAUUUCAUUUAAUAGCAUCACAACAUAAUUUUCAAGUUGAUUGUGAUCAUUAUAAAAUUCUUGAUGAAAAAAUGAUCGGUAAUAUUGAAGAAAUUCAAAAAAGUUUUCUUAAACCAAUAUCAAAAAAUAAGGAAAAUAAUGAAGAUAUUGAAGAAUUAUCUGAUAAUGGUCUUAGUCCAUCAUUAAUGAAACAGCUUUCAUCAAUGACUAUGACUGAUCAAUCAACAUCAUUAUCAUCUAAGAAGCAGGAAAAAGAACAAAAGAAAAAUACCAAACCGCCUGUAUUAAUUGAAGAAUUAUGGACCAUUCCAACAUUUACAGAAGAAAUUACUAAUAAUAAUACAUCUUUAAUUAUUCGUAUUUCGUUACCUGAAUGUGAAGGUGUAGCCGAUUGUGAUCUAACUGUUUUACCUUUGGAAGAAAUUGUACAAAUUGAAUGUUCUAAACUACAUAUGCGUCUAAAACUUGAUAUGAAAGAACGCAAGAAAGUGAACAUAGAAAACUGUAAUAGUACGUUUGAUAUUGAAAAAUUAACUGCUAAAUUUGUACGCAAAACACAACAACUUAUUCUUACUAUUCCAAUUCGUAUAGAAUCAAUAACAAACUGA